Pectinophora gossypiella (pink bollworm) is the source of this 4927-nucleotide messenger RNA. RefSeq names its product hemicentin-1-like. The transcript has 26 exons. NCBI's taxonomy places the organism in Eukaryota, Metazoa, Arthropoda, Insecta, Lepidoptera, Gelechiidae. The coding region runs from base 42 to 4733 and encodes 1563 amino acids. The record is from RefSeq and is a predicted model, not a curated record.
UGUGUCGAGUUUUAACGUCGAGUCUCUGUUUGAGCGUCAAAAUGGCUCCUCGUUGGAUUCAAAUCUGGUUGCUUUCGCUCAUAUCAGUGAACAUCGUCACUGCAUCUUCCAACAAGCAGUAUGGAAGUCUAUCAUUCGUCAUAGAUGAUUCUGCUUCCAUGCAAAACGAAAUAGAACAAGUGAAGAAUGCUGUUAACAGGAUCAUGGACAUAAUUUUAAACAAAGCAUCGAGCCAGAUUCAAGAUAUCGUGUUAGUAACUUUUAACGAUCCAGCGUAUUUGACUCAAUUACUCAAGAAGACCAGAGACAGAGAACAAUUAAGGCUAGCUUUACACGGUAUCAGAGUCCACGGUGGUGGAGAUUGUCCAGAAUACUCACUCACAGGCUUAAAGAUGGCGCUUGAAAAUACUCUUCCAAACUCCAUAAUAUUCGUGUUCACUGACGCUUCUCCAAAAGACAAGGAGCUUACUCAAAAAGUGAUCAGACUCGCACAAUCGAAGAGCAGUCAGGUUAUCUUCAUUCUCACUCCGGCGCCUGCGUAUUGUAAAAGGUAUGACAGAGAAGACAAUUUUAGACCCUAUACUGAGAUUGCUGCUAAUACCUUUGGGCAAGUCUUCAAACUGGAAAACAAGAACCAAAUUAACGACAUAUUACACUUCGUAGACACAGUUGUUGCUGGUAAUAAAGAUGUGAUAACAAGUGUUACUGUACCACCAAACACACAAACCUACAUACCGUUUGCAAUUGACGACCAAACUGAAUACGCAAUAAUAUCUGCUUCUGGAAAAGAUGUUGAAUUAGAUAUCAUCGAAGGACCAACAAGGAACUACGAAAAAGUAGUAUGGCUGAAAAAUGCAAAGGUCGUAAAAUUGAACAAUCCUGACCCUGGCCAAUACAAAGCUAUCGUUAAAGGGACUGCCACUACUACAGUCAUGAUCUUUGGAAGAACAGACUUUACUUUCCAACACGGAUUCCAUGAGAAUGUACCAACGAAAUUCAAUAAUGAUAGAAAACAACCAACUGAAGGUACAAAAUACCACUUGUUGAUAUCUGUAAAUGAUCCCACAAACUCUGUUAACAUACAAACAGCUGAAAUAUUAAGUACUGCAGAAAAUGUCCUUAUUCCACACCUGAAUUUGAGGAGGGUUUCAGAAAAUUAUUAUGCCACUGACUUAUUUACACCACCAAGCUCAACAUUUUUAAUUGCGAUAAGCGGAGUAGGAAAGAAAACAGGAAAGGAAAUUCGGCGGAUUGCCAAAACUCCCAUUGAAUCUAGACCACCAAACAGCGAUCCAAUAAUUUCAAUAGAGGAACAAGGCUCGCAUGAAUAUGAUAGUGAACUGUCGUUGACUUGCAAAGUGAAAGCUUAUCCGAAACCUACAAUAACGUGGAAGGAUAGUUUAGAGAAUGUUAUUCCUAGUACGACAAACACAUUAUCCAACACACAAUAUGUCAGUACGACAAAAAUACAACACCUGAGGAAAUCGCAAACGUAUCGUUGUUACGCUGAGAAUGACAUCGGAGAAAGCAGUAAAGGAGUUGAUAUCAAUGUCAAGUCUCCACUUCGUAUAUUAGAUGGAUAUACUGAUAAAGGAAACGUUAAUUAUGGAACAUCAGCCACGUUGUAUUGCAAUAUAGGAUCAAAUUACGCCAUCGAACGAACAUGGUAUCAAGUCAAAGGGGGCACUCGUAAUAAGAUUGCACAAUCAGACAAAUAUAAUGUGAAUAAUUAUGAACUAACCAUUAAGAACGUUAACGAGAACGACGAGGGAAAAUAUGUAUGUGUUGUGACGCUAAGAGAUGAUAAAGAUAUGAAACACGAAAUAGUCAAGGAUGUCAAAAUUAACCCAGUUGCUCCUGUAAUGGGAGAACCAACCAAGAUGCAAGUGAGGGUUAAGGAUUCUACUACCAUAAAGUGCAACAUCGUCGAAGCAUAUCCAAAACCGAAAGUGAGUUGGCAGUUUAAAAAAUCAGGCACAAAUGACGUUCAAACAAUUCCAAACCCUGGUAACAACAAGGAACUAGUAAUUAACAAUGCAGAUUUGAAAGAUGCUGGAAAUUACUAUUGUAUUGCUGAAAACUCUAAGGGACACGCAUCGCAAGAAUUUACCCUUACCGUUCUAACUGCACCUAGGGUCACCUUACAGGCCAACAACUUGGAGAAAUCUCCUGUUAAUAUUGCUUACAAUGGUGACGUAAAAUUGACAUGCGUCGUCACCUCACAUUCUACGCCAGUAAUAAAAUGGAGAAACAGCAAAGGCAAUGAAAUAGCCGCUGACAAACCCGUGAAUUCGAAAUUCAACGAAUAUACCAGUCAUAUUACCCAAUCGAAGAUAUUAAGAUCGGAAAGGUAUUCUUGCGAAGCCGUAAAUGAGAUCGAUAAAACCAUAAAACAAGUUGACGUGAAUUUGAUAAGUCCUUUCCAAAGCAGUUCUAAGGAUAAUAACACUGUAAAGGGCGUUAAGUACGGUGAAACCUCUGUCAUAACAUGUGACAUAGUAUCAGCGUUCCCUAUGAAAUUCACUUGGGUUCAUAUAGUUGGUAAACCACAAAAAACUAUAGUGAUCGAGAAUUCCGAAAAAUAUGUCGUUUCUAAAGAUGGCAAGGAACUAAAAAUUAAAAAUAUUGAGCUGAAUUCAGAAGGGCAAUAUAAGUGCUUAGCAGAAUUGGAAAAGGAUCCAGAAAUGAAGGAUUCUCAUACUGUCACAGUUAAAAUAACAGAUUUAGCUUCUCCUGAGAUAGUUAAGCAACCAUCGACCAUAAGAGUAAACGUUACCAAUGAUGUUACUUUGAAGUGCAAAAUUUCAAGGGGAAAUCCAAAGCCUACAAUAAUGUGGUCGGUACAGAAAGAUGGUAACGACAAGUAUGAAGCUCUUGUAAAGGAAACUAAAGAGGAACUGAUUAUAAAGAAAACUAUUUACCAAAACACUGGAAUGUAUAAAUGUGUAGCGAGCAACGUCGUGGACAAAGAUGAACAGAUAACAGAAUUAAUUGUCGAAGGACCACCCGUAAUAACAUCGGAUAAUUCAAUUACGUACACUGCAUUGCAAGGUGACAACUCUCUACGGAUACCUUGCGUUGCUAUUGGGUAUCCCAAACCCACCAUAUCCUGGACAUUAGGAAACGGAACUGCAAUCACUGAAAAUUCAAAACUGACGGUUGAUAACGGCGACCUUAUUAUAAAUAAACCUACAGAAUCUGAUACCAUGAACUACAGUUGUAAUGCUAAGAAUAACCGUGGUUUCGAUUCUAUGGUUUUCGACGUUUACGUAUCAAUGUAUAUUGACUUUGAUAAGGAUUAUGGCAACAUUACGUAUAUCUAUAUGAAGAAUGGCGAGUCAAAAGACUUGAAAUGUGACGGCAGAUGGUUCCAGUCUGGUACACCAACCGAAGUGGUAGGAACAUACUCACUUAAGAAUGUUAAUGUGGAAAACGACGGUAACUACACUUGUCGCAGUAGUGACAAAAUUCCACCAAAGUCCCAUACAUACGUCGUCGAUGUUGGUUACCAACCAAUACUAGAUAAUAAAGAUAACCAAACCGUGGAUUGGAAAGGUGAAAAUAAUCGUCUUGUCUGUACCGUUGAAAUGAAGCCAGAUACAAGAACAGUGAAGAUUGAAUGGCUAUAUAAUGGCAAAGUCACUGAUAUUAAAACUCAAACGCACCCAAUAUUGGGAUGGGGAGAUUACAGCUGCACAAUCAGCAACUAUCACGGAACUGUGUCCAAACAUUUUAAAGUCAUCUCAUCGGGGUGCUUGAUAGAAACUAAACCUGAAGUCGGCAAGUCGCCUCUUAUAUUAACACCGUCAGGUACCUGGCCAUAUGUUAAGGGUGAAAAUAAAUUCGUUUAUGUGAAACACAACACAAAGCUACUGCUCACAUGCCACAGCCAAGCUAACAAACCAAAUACAUUCGAAAAUUUACCAGAAAAAUCACACGCCAUUGUCACUUGCGACCACGAAACAAGUUUCUUGAUCAAUGAUAAACCUUACAAAAUUUCGGACCUGCAAUGCAAAUCAGACACAACACCAGCAGUACAAAAAACUGGAGAACAAUGCGCAGAUACAAAUUCAGAAAUCGUCAAAGUCGGAUAUAAUAUACCAGAGGCUAAAGGCAAGUUCUUGGAAGUAUAUUCUCUAUGCGUUGACAAGGAUCGCAAUGUUCCGUUGUACACUAAAGUCACGAUGCGACGACCAGAGAAUUCUUUGCCUUUACCUAAAAUCACGUUAGACAAGUGGCUAAAGUAUGGAUCACACAAAGAGAACAAUUCAGACUACUGUAGUGUAACGUCUGGAUGUUGCUUGGAAGAUUCACAGUUAGUAAGCACAAUGGACGUUCGACAAGGCCCACCACAAGUGGCUACACUCGUUGAAACCUCAAACUUUGUACCAGUUUGGCGUGAUUGUGGACAAGAUGUCACUUGGAGCGAUUUGGACAAAUCUUUAAGGUCUCGAGGCUUUUCGGCUCUCUCGACCUUCGAAAUGUGGUCCGGGGCGGAGAAAUAUGUUGAAAAGAACCACAUAUUGGUGCCUCGAUAUCUAUGGAAGGUGCUGAAGCUUACGGCGCGGAAAAUAUAUGUGGUAGUCCAGGUCAACGACCCGUCACCAACUGACGAUGACAUUCUGUGCAGCGAACCCUGUGAGGACUUCAUACCGUAUAACAAAUACACCUAUUGCUGCAAUGUUCCAGAAUUCAAGAAGACGUUCUUCCAUAAUUAUAAAAUGCUAAUCUAGAAAUAGAAACCAGUAUAAGACCUUCUUUUAAUGGAAUAUAAAGUAGUCAAAUUUCCUAUUUGUUCAUUGUUGCGUAAAUCUGAAUUUUAAUUUAAAUGAAAAUCAAAAAAGUAAAUUUUCGUAAUAACAAGACAAAAUUCAAGCUUAUUUUUCUUAUUGAUUCCAUUAAGAAUUUGAAUUAAGUAAUUAUUUUU